Messenger RNA from Verticillium alfalfae VaMs.102, 1014 nucleotides. RefSeq names its product norsolorinic acid reductase. Lineage: Eukaryota; Fungi; Ascomycota; Sordariomycetes; Glomerellales; Plectosphaerellaceae. The record is from RefSeq and is a predicted model, not a curated record. The coding region runs from base 1 to 1014 and encodes 337 amino acids. The transcript has 4 exons.
AUGGUGUACCUCAACCUUGCUGGGAUUCAGCUGUGCGGCGAUGUAUCGAAUCUGGAGCUUGUUGUGAAGCUUCAGCUCAAAGGCAAAGCAUGGCACAUGUUAGUGACCACGAAUUCGGACAUUUGGCAGCUGCUGAGAGAUUAUUUAAGUAACACGACGGGCCGGCUUCUUACGAUUGCAAAUCCGCUCUCUACUCGUCCAAACAUACUCAGAACUCCAGGACAAAGAUUCAAGAUCAGCUUUCAAACAUUACUUGAAAGCCCUGUCAACACUGAACAACACGGUAUCAAAAAUACUGACUCGUACCUAAGAAUCAGGCCAGAUGUCGACCAAAAUGCAGUACACCAGGGAAGCACAUCUUCGACGCCGUCGAACAAGAGCAUUGAGAGGCUCGGAACCUACAUCGAUGUUCUUCAAAUUCAUCGUCUCGAUCGCGACGUCGAGCCUGAAGAGAUCAUGAAGGCGUUGAAUGACGUGGUUGAGAGCGGAAAGGUUAGGUACAUUGGUGCCAGUACCAUGGCCACCUGGGAGUUCCAAAGACUUCAGAAUGUUGCCGAAAAGCACGGAUGGCACAAGUUCAUCUCGAUGCAGGGCUUGUACAACCUCCUCACCCGCGAGGAUGAGCGCGAAAUGAUUCCCUUCUGCAAGGCAACCGGCGUUGGCCUCAUGCCGUGGUCGCCUCUGAGCGCGGGUAUGCUCACUCACGCGUGGACAGACCGAUCUGACCCUCGUGAGAAGUCAGACGUCUUCCUCAAAGCACUGUUCCGCGGUCGCGAGGAAGCGGCCGAUGAGGCCAUUGUCGGACGUGUGGAAGAGCUUUCUAAGAAGAAAGGCAUCAGCAUGGCACAGAUUGCGAUUGCAUGGGUUCUGAGUAAGGGAACAUCUCCCAUUUGUGGUCUGGAAAGCAAGGAGCGGAUUGACCAGGCCAUUGAGGCACUGACGGUUGAAUUGACGGAGGAUGAGAUCAACUUUUUGGAGGAACCCUAUUUGCCGAAGCCUGCCUUCUUUGCGUAA